Mytilus californianus (California mussel) is the source of this 1203-nucleotide messenger RNA. RefSeq lists its product as uncharacterized. Gene Ontology annotation, cellular component: cell-cell junction. The coding region runs from base 170 to 778 and encodes 202 amino acids. Gene Ontology annotation, molecular function: cell adhesion molecule binding. The transcript is spliced from 7 exons. Gene Ontology annotation, biological process: cell-cell adhesion. The record is from RefSeq and is a predicted model, not a curated record. NCBI's taxonomy places the organism in Eukaryota, Metazoa, Mollusca, Bivalvia, Mytilida, Mytilidae.
UCCGACCGAAGUUUACUGGGAGAAAGAAUUCAAAGGUAUCACCAAAGUAAUAAAUAAUGGAACCAUUGGAACUGAAGGCAUUACGGUUGCAAAUCCAUCACUUAUAUUGAUCCAUACCACAGAUUCGGAUGCAGGACUUUACAAAUGCUUUGCAGUCAAUGAAUUUGGAAUGGGUUAUAGUUCUUCAAUUAAACUCAACGUCAUUGGAGGUCUUCCUGAAGUUGAUGUUCCAUCUAUAACGCACCUUACAGGCAUUGGUUAUACAAUAACUCUUACUUGUUCUAUUAAAAAUGCCUUUCCAGCAAUUUCAAGGGUGUACUGGGAAAGAUAUGUACAUGGCUCAAUAACAAGACUUUCAUCUGCUUCGAUCGGAAUCAUGGGAGUCACCGUUGACAAUCCAUCGCUUAUCAUUCCAUUGGCAAUGGAAUCGAUGACUGGUGAAUAUACAUGUUUGGCAGUUAAUUCUGUCGGUACAGGAAGAAGCUUUCCUGCAAAAUUGACAGUUAAGGCAGGUGUUACACCAGAUACUAAAUCUGAGGAUAACGAAGACUACACUGACACAGUAGUUAAAGGAAUAAUAGGUGCGGUGAGUGCAGUAGCAGGAGUUGGGUCACUAGUUGUCGCUUACUUGGCUUACAAGCGCUCCAGAAAGCAGGAUGAUCAAAAGAGGAAAAAAUACAGAACUACGACAAAUGACAGUAGAAGUAUGCAUGGCACAAGUCCCAAGAACACUGCAAAAAAUGGAAAUGGAUCCAAAAAGGUGAUAAGUAGUUGUUAGCAGCAUUCAUGAAACCAUGGGACUCAACGAAACCAUGUAUUGGCUGACAAUAAAUAAUCUAUGUUGGUGUAAUUUAAUUCGAUUUGAAGUUUUUAAAACGAUGCAUGUAACAUUGCUCGUUUGUUUCAUUUAUUAAACUUAUACUGAAUUCUGAUUUAAUUUAUAUCUAACAGAGUAGAAUUUUACAUUUUAAAACAUCACCUAACAGUUAGUUCUGAUAUGCAUAUUGUAGAAACCGUAUACAUAAAUGUAGAGUACUUGAUAAAUGAGUUUUUGAGUGGUUUUAUCGUUUUCCUAUAUCUCAUCUUUCGAUGAUGUUGAUAAAUCAUCAAAAAUACUUUAACUUUUGUAUGUAUAUGUACUUAAUUAUUUUUUAGUUUAUUUUAGUAGUUCAUUGGUAGAUAGUAAUAAACACUUACAAACUC